AUGUCGCCCCUUUCACCCAAGCAAGAUCUCCUUCUGUCCCAAGAUCCCCAUAAAAUCCUCCCUUGGCCCUCGUUAGGCCCCGACGAUGGCGAUUUCAACCCCGACCAGUACCUCAACGAUGUCGACGAUGGGAGUGGCGGAAUGUUCAUAUCACCAGGCGAUAUCCUCGCUAACGGAACUUCCGAACCUCAACUAUCACCUUUUCAAGGCGGCGCCGACUCCAACGCAGAGCCAAUCCAACCCCCUUCCGCCAGUACCGCCACCACCCAACCCGGACCAGUGACACCCGCCGACGGCGCCGAACAACCCUCCCAAACAAACCAGUUGUCCCCUGCAAGUGCAACAGACCCUGCAAACCCGCCGUCGCCGACGCAGCAAGGACCUGACAGGAGCUCGUCAUUGUCGCCUGUUCCCGAGCCUGAUCAACCACCAGCAGAACAGCAACCGCAGGCCAACGGCGGAGCGGAACAACAGCCGCAGCGGGAGGAGGAGGAGGAGGAAGAGGCAGCACCGAACCAUACCGCUACCAACGACCUUUUAUCACGGCCCAUGACGCCUCUGAGCCCACUGUCGCCUCCACCGCAAGAGGAGGAAGAGGAGGAGGCUGCAACGGGCCCAAGCUCGAACCAGGCCAACACUUCAUCUGAGCAGAAAAGCCAGGGACAAGACGGGUCACAGGCGAAUGAUGGCUCCAGAUCAUUGACCGCAUCUUCUUCGACAAACACAAAUAUGCCAAUGGGCCUUGGGAACGCGGCCACUGAAUCCAGUGCUAACGGCGUCGAAGGCGGCCAACAUCAACCUCAGCAGCAGCAGCAGUUCGCAGACGGCGUCGGCAAGGGUGGUCUUGCCGCUUCAGGGUCAGAGUCCAGCGCUGCUGUCGCAGGGGCAAGCAACGUGUCUUCUUCUCUCAUGCAACCAUCGGGCCUCUCGACCUCACCAUCGGCCUCAUCUAAUCCAGCUUCAUCAUCUCAACCUCAGAACUCGACAGCGCCUGGCACAUCCUCUGGGCCAGUUUCUACUACGUCGGGGUUAGAGGGCACCGACCCCAAAGCAGCACUCAUCCUGGAGCUCAACUCUGAACUCCUCAAGAUCUGUAUGAUGUUCCAAGCCAAGAGUGUGCCACCCAGCGACCCCAUCGCGCGACAAUACGCCAGUCGGCUACAAAUGAACCUCGCCUGGGGCGCCGCUGCAGUCGACCAGACCGCCAAUCAAAACGUGUCAGAUCCACCUCUCGAGCCUCCCCCACCCCUGGAUUUUGCACCCACCGACAGGAUACGACAGCUCUACGCCGAGCUCGCGGCCCUCUUUGCCAAGGAUCAAGCUCGUCGACAACAGCAGCAGCAGCUCACCUUGAACAUGAACAACCUCAACCCUGUCGGUGGUCCAGGUAUGAUGGCCCCCGGUGGUAUGCACAAAGGAAACACCCCCAUCUCCAAUCUCAAGCGCGAGCGUCCAGACGAGCACGGAGUCGACAAUAUUGGUAACAUUAGCAAGCGACAAAAUACCGGCGAGAACAAGAUGAUGCCUCCUCCGUCCAUACCUAUGAAUCCUGGCCAGCCGAACCCUCAGAACAUGCCCAACCAACCCACGCCCAACAACGGUGCUUCAGCGAUGUCUCCUGGUGGUGCUGGUGGUGCAAUGAACGGUGUCAAUCCUGCUCAACAGCAGCAACCGCAACAAGCACAACAGCAACACCAGCCGCCACAAAUGAACGCACCCCAAGCCUCCAACCCUGUCCACCCUCAAAACAUCUCUAUGCAAGCGCAGUCACCACAACAACAGCCACAUCAGCAACUUGGAAAUCCACAGUCGAGACCACCAAGUCAGCAGAGCGUCACGCGGCAGAGCCCAGCACAGCAGGAUCCAGCAGCGUCGCCGUCGUCGAUGAUGAACCUGAAUGUGGCAGAGGCGGCGAUGGCUUCUUCGCAGCGCGCGAAGCAGCUAAGUAUACGCUCGGCACAGCAGCAAGCUCAGCAACAGGGUGGUGUUGGUGUUGGGCCUGGUGGAAGGCCGAUGUCGAAUCAGGGUAUGCCAGUUGGACCUCAGGGUAACGUUCAAGGAGGUGGUAUGCAAGGAGCUGGAGGACAGAGUCUGAAUCCUGCGAAUCUACCGCCUCAGAUGCAAGCCGCCUUCCAGAUACUGCAGACCCCGAAUCAUCCCGUUGUCCAGACUCUGCUUACCAGAAUUCCCGGCUUUAGGACGAUGAGUGUUCCUAUGCAACUUCAGAAGAUUGUGCAGUACCAGAUGUAUAUGGCGCAACAACAGAAGCAGGCUCAGGCUCAGCAGGCUCAAGGAGGGCAGGUCGCAGCGGCAGGUGGGAAUCCAAUGCAGCAAGGCAACAUGGGCGCAGGAAAUAUGCAAGGCGGGAUGGGUGGAGGAGCAGGAGGGUUCGCGACGCCUUCGUCCCCUAUCUCGCAGCAAGGCGGCAACAUGUUCCCAGCUGGCGGUGCAGGUGGUAUGGGCGGUGGAGGAGGAGGAACCAUGGAUCCUCGUAUGCUCAUGGGCGGAUCGAUACAAGCCGGACCUAGCAACAUGAACUUCCCGCCGAACAUGAACAUGUCAAAUUUGUCACCUCAGCAACGGCAGCUGCUUCUGCUCCAACAACAAGGUCAGCGGAUGGGCGCUGGAGGUGCUGGGAUGGGCGGGGGAGGUGUUAAUCCUGGCGGUAUGAACGCUGGUGGGAUGGGCAUGAACCAGAAUAUGGCGAUGCUUCAGCAACAGCAGCAGCAACAACAAGAAAGGAUGCGGCAGUUGCAGGAACAGCAGCGGUUGCAGCAGCAGCAAGCGCAGAUGCAGUCCAUGGCGUCAAUGGGAUCUCCGAAUCACAUCAAUGCGACGAUGAAUCCUCAGAAUAUGAUGGGCGGAAUGGGCGGUGGAGGCGGAAGUGGUAAUGUUGGUGUGGGUGAUUUCCCACCUGCGCUUCGAUCGAAUCCACAAGUGCAGGGUAUCGCACGGAACGCGUGGUCUCCUGUAGGCGAUGGAGGCGCGUCGAGUCCUUCACCGAUGACGCCUCGUAUGGGCGGAGUUGGCGUUGGAGGGCCAGGUGGUGGAGUCAAUGCGGUUGGGAAUGUUAACCCCCAGAUGAGAGUGUCGCAGGAAGAUUAUCAGCGGAUGAUGUUGCAGCAACAGCAGAUGCAGGCUGCGAGGGCGAUGAACUCUAGUCCGGCGUUUGGGGGGCAAGGGAUGAAUAAGUGGCAGCAGGGUGGACAGCCGGGUGGAGGACAGCAGCAGCAGCAACAGGGAGGGCAGGGGCAAGGAGGGAUGGGUAUGGGUAUGGGAGUGGGCGGGAUGGGUAUGGGUGGUGGAAUGCCACAGCAGGGCUCCAGUUAUGGAAUGUCGCCGCCUGGAAGUGCGGGUGGUAUGUCUGCUGGUGGGGGAUCAGGUGUGGCGCCUUCCCCUCCUGGUGGCCAGCAGAAUUGGGGCGCUGCCAACGCUGGUGCUGGUGGUGUUUCUGGUGGAUAUCCAUUCGCUGGUUCGCCGCAGGGUAUGGACCCGAUGCGACAUAUGUCUGGUACUCCUGGUCCACAACAGCAGCAACCGCAACAGCAAAGUGGAAUCGUGGGUGGAGGGCCUGGUCCUAUGAUGAACAUGGGGGAUGGUGGUGGUUCAAUAGGAAGCGAGUUUGAUCUCUUUAAUUGGACUGGCUGA
Messenger RNA from Coprinopsis cinerea okayama7#130, 3648 nucleotides. RefSeq lists its product as hypothetical. The transcript has 6 exons. Lineage: Eukaryota; Fungi; Basidiomycota; Agaricomycetes; Agaricales; Psathyrellaceae. The coding region runs from base 1 to 3648 and encodes 1215 amino acids. The record is from RefSeq and is a predicted model, not a curated record.